GCAGCAGUGGUAGGAGGUGCAGAAAAUGGCUUCAAAUAUUCGUGCGUGCUGCAUUUUUUUGGUUGUCAUUUUAACAAGUGCUAUUGCGGAUAUAAAUUCACGCGCUAAAAAAAAUGAGAUUCCACAUCUAUCACGAUCAUUAUCCAGUGAAGACAUAAGAAAAUCCCAAAAAGAAUUUUUUAACCUGUUGGGGUCAACGCCUGGUUUAUCGGAAUCUAAAAAUGUUUCGAACACCAUUCAAAUAUUGAACACCCUUGAAGGGCAAAAACUAAUGAGAAAACUGGUGGAUUCUCUGGUGCCUACCAUUGGUAGAGAUGACAGUGGUGAGCUUCUACAUAAUUUCUGGAUGCUUAUGAGCGAUUAUGCACCAGAUCAUGUUGCUGAAAAACUUAAACAAAUUGAAAAUCUAUACGGUGAGAUAGAUUCCUUACCCGCAGCAUUUGCCAGUUUAAUGACUGCUGGGAGCAAGUCUCCGAUUGCUUUAAUUCUGCAAGAAGUAAUUCCAAAUUUCAACGCUUCUGAGCUGCUCAGAAACAUUGCGCCAACGUCAGCUCCCGGCAUGGCUGACGCUAGCCUCACAACCCGCUUGCUCCACCUCUUUACUCCUGCAAUUGAUACAUUUUUAAAAGAAAAUAACAUUGAUCUGCAGACAGAUGCAAUUGUGCAAAUGGUAUCAAGUCUCACUUCGCAGUUUCAAGGAGUUGGCCGCAGCAAAAGCACAUCGGAAGUUAGCACAAAGAAAUCAAAAUCGCGUGGAAAUGAUGACCCUAAUCCGUUAAGCGCUUUGCUACCUCUUCUGGGCAUGAUGGGAACGCAGGGCAAGAAUGGGAAUAAGAUGUUUGAAGGACUCAUGGGCAUGUUGAGUAAUGGUGGAGGUGAGAACAUCAUGGAGAAUUUGUCCACGAUGCUCGGCAGUGGCGGCAAUAAAAACAAUUUAAUUGAGACAGUUAUGGGCAUGUUGAACAGUGGAAAGACGGGCGACAACAACGCUAUGGGGAUGAUGAUGUCACUCAUCAAUGGAAUGAACAAUAACAAGAAAGAAAACGCUAAUUUCAACAUGAUUGCCUCCGUUAUGGAAUUGAUGUCUGCCGGAAGCGGUGGUGAAGAAAACAACCCUAUGGCAAGCAUCGCAAAAAUGGCCAUUGAUAUGAUCGGCAAAAAUGCUGGCAAAAAAAGCGAAAAACUCAACAAAAAGGACGAUAAAACUAUUAUUCAAGGAAAAAUAAAACCCCAUGAAGAAAUUUCCGCCAAUUCGAAAAAGGAACACAAGGAACCCAGUGUAGUUAUUCCAUCUUCUAAUAACAAUCAGCGGUCACGACUGCUGCACGUGCUGGAGCCGGCGCUCCUGAAGCUCCACACGAACACCGCAUGCCACGCUAAACUGGGCGCAGUCAUGUCGGCUGCUAAAACCAUGCUGGAUACAAAGACGGUGGGCGUGAAAGGUUUCCUGUCGGCGGCGCUGCCGGUGGCGUUGGCUGGCUUACCAGGAGGUCCUGCGCUGCUGCAGGAGAUCGACGACGCCAUCAACGACCUCGGGAUAAAGAACCGGCCAUUAUCGGACGUGCUCGCCUCCAUUGCCGACGAAGGGGAGUGUGUGACGCUAGCACGGCGCGCCGCCCCCCAUGUUGGUCGCCUGGUGUUGCUGCUGGCGGAGCCUGAGGUGCAGCAGGCGCUGCAGACGGUCCUGGUCGAGCCGACGACUGCCGCCCUAGACGGACUGGGACUUAAGGGUGUGACGCUAUCUAACUGGCCCCAAAUCUUGGGCCCGAUGAUAAGCAUGGGCGCAGCUGGCCUGCCAGUGCAGCCCGUGCCGCUCUUGACCGCAGCGCAGGAACACAUCACCGAACUCCUCCGCAACGCAACGCAACUCCUGAAACUAGUCCGCGGACAGACGCUGGAACAGGUGACUCCUAAACUGGAGUACGAGUUGGGCUCAAUGCUGCAUCACCUUGGAGGUGUAGAGCACCUGCUCAGCCGACACGUGGGCAGCGAUACCAGCUGCAUCGCUCAGGUGGUGUGCAGAGCUGCGGAGAAGGAGACCGGCAUCGCUGCUGCCAUUCUAACUUCUUACAGUGCCGUACGUGGCCUGAUGACCGUGUCGGCGACCGUACCUGAGCGCCUGACUGUCCUGCGCGCCGCUGCCAGCUCCGGCAGCUGCGAGAAGUCCUUCCCAUGCGCACCUCUGCCUGCGCAUGACUCUGCCAGCGCUCGCCACGCCAGCCUCGACUACGACGAAGCGUCGCAGCAUCAAGAACUUUAACUUGAAAAAUAAACUUAAAUUAGGCAAACAAUCAUUGAAUUGAAAUUAAAAACACCAACAAACUCAAAUAAUUACUAAUUUAAUGGGUGAUACAGCUACAAAUGAAUCUGUUAUCGUGUUAUAUUGAAAAUUUGAUCGCGCUUGAUAUUUCUUGAAUUGUUCAGGAAAAUUUUUAAUCAUAUCUAUAGCUAAAUAUCAUUUAUUAACGGCUUCAUUGUCUAUUCACGCUGAAAUAUCAGUGCGAUUCAAUACUAAUUAUUCAUCAAUCUUCUGGACGUUUACCAUCGUAAGAAUUUGUCUAACGGUCCUUUAUUGCGCUGUUUUCAUAGGGAUUGACAAUGUCUAGUUUUACCUCUAAAAUAUAACAGAACAUUUGUGAAGAUGACGAAGCGAAAUACUCAAACUGCUGACUAUAUCCGUCCAUGUUAAUAAAUGUUAUUUGUUGAACUUUCUCUUUGCUAAUGCUCUAUAAUUAAUUAGGAAACUACCUUUUUAUGUUUUUUUUGAUCAUGUUAUUCUGAUGUUCGUCUUGUUCAGUUUUCAUUUAUUUUGUUUAGAAAUAUCUGCAAAUCUGCUAAGUCUGGCAGGGAUUUACAGAGUAAAACACUGAAAGCAUUAAAACACAUCUUUAUUUAUUUGAUUUGAAACAUUUCUAUAUUUACUUAUAAGUAAUAAUAACUUUGUUUACAAAUUCAAACCUGCGUCUCAUGUUGCUUUGCAAAUAAAAUAAACGGGAGAUUGAUGUACUGUCAUAUGAUAUUGUUAACGGAAGUGCUAUAAUAUUAAUGCCUAAUAUAUGUAAAAAAGUAUGUUUUUAUGCUUCUUUUUAUUAUUCUUGACAGGAGUAUCACAUAAGUAAAGUAAAAUACUGUUAAGC
Hyalella azteca is the source of this 3137-nucleotide messenger RNA. RefSeq lists its product as uncharacterized. The record is from RefSeq and is a predicted model, not a curated record. The transcript has 8 exons. Lineage: Eukaryota; Metazoa; Arthropoda; Malacostraca; Amphipoda; Hyalellidae. Bases 26 to 2260 code for a protein of 744 amino acids.